Amphibalanus amphitrite is the source of this 1875-nucleotide messenger RNA. RefSeq names its product suppressor of lurcher protein 1-like. The record is from RefSeq and is a predicted model, not a curated record. NCBI's taxonomy places the organism in Eukaryota, Metazoa, Arthropoda, Thecostraca, Balanomorpha, Balanidae. The coding region runs from base 1 to 1527 and encodes 508 amino acids. Gene Ontology annotation, cellular component: plasma membrane. The transcript has 11 exons.
AUGAUAUUUGAUCAGUUUGUGACCCGGGGUCAGCGUCUGUCCGGGGGCGGCUGUCACCUGCUCCUGCUCAGCGAGGACCGCCAGUCGGGCUCCAUCUUCUCCGAGGGUUUCCCGGCGCUCUCUCCGCACCGGAACUGCUCCUACACUCUGUACGGCUCCCGGGAACAGCGAGUGACGCUCACGGCAGUACGGGUGGCGCUGCAGCCAGCCGACAGCAGCUGUGCCUCAGGAGACCGUCUGGUCGUGCACGGCGGGACCACGGAGCGGGCCCAGGUGAUCGCCGAAAUCUGCCGCUCAGGUCGUGUCGUACAGGUCACCUCAUCGGGACCGUACCUGCACGUGACCAGUCACGUGACCGCAGCACCGGACGGUGCCGGCGGUCACGUGCGGCGCCCGGUGGCCGGGUUCAAGCUGGAGUACCGGUUUGAGGAGGACCCGGGCCGACGGGACCUGCCGCCGGAUCUGAUACCAUCAAACUUUCACAAGUAUUUGGAAGACUUGGACGUCAUGGGAAUGAUUAUCGGGGACACCAUCAACAGAACAUCGGUAUAUCUCCCGUCGGAAACGCGCUGCGAGCUCAGCUGCCACCAGAUGGUGCUGUCUGGCGACACGAGGUCCGGCGAGGUGUCCAGUCCCGGCCACCCGCUGACCUACCCGGCUAAUAUCCUCUGCAGGUACGAAUUCCAGGGAAACGGUAACGAUAGAGUUAUCCUUCACUUCGAACACUUCGACCUGAGGAAAAACACAACGCUCAAAACGUGUCGCGGCGCCGACUCGGUGACCGUUCUCGGUCUGUCGGCCGGCCGACUCAGGCUGCUCCGUCGACUCUGCGGCUCCGGCCAGCCAGCUCGAGUUAUGUCCCCUGACCACCGGCUGCUUCUACUGUUCGCCACGGGCGGCGCCACCGGCGCGGGACCAACCGGACCAACCGGCUUCAGAGCCACCUACCGGUUUGUCAGAGAUUACGGACUCACCACCGGCGUCCAGCUGCCGACCAGUUCUUGUGCCUUCGAGUUCCGGAGCAGCAUGCUGAGGGAGGGAACCUUCCGGACGCCAAACGCGCCAGGCUACUAUCCCGGUAACACGGACUGCCACUUCUACUUUAUCGGAGGCGCCAACGAGACCGUUCUGGUGCAGUUCGGCUACUUCGAUGUGGAGGGCAUCUACCCUUGCCGGCUCGGCUCGUCCUCUGACUAUCUGGAGGUGGACUCCGGCGAUCGGUCCCCCGUGGACGGUCUGGAUUACCAGGGCGCCGGGCACGGGCCGCCGGAGCGGUACUGUGGGGACACGGCGCCACCCAACCCGCUCAUCGCUGACACCGGCCAUCUGAGACUGACGUUUCACUCAAACGGUCAGUUCGAGGCCACGGGGUUCGAGGCCCGGUACCGGUUCAUCUCCCGAGCGGAGGAGGUGGCCGUGGCUCCUGCCGCCUCCACGGGCGCGGCCGAGCUCCGCCUGCCGCCGACGGGGCUCCUGCUGCUGACCGGGUGUCUGCUGAGACUGAUUGGAGCGCAGGGUCCUGGCUGAGCGGCGCGCCCGGCCCCGGCUGACUGGGUGUCUGCUGAGGUUGAGCGGCAAUCGAUGGGUCAGCGACCGUUGGUCACGGCUCACUAAGUCUAAGACCCCACGGAAUUCUGCGGCCAGUGAAUCGUCACCAGGGAGGGUCAGGGACCAUUGGAUGGAGGGGCGAGCGCCUGUCCCAGGCGUCAUGUGUGUUGCGAUACUCGUUUUUAUUUUUUCGUCUGUAAAUCUUGCAUUGUAUCAGCAGGGGACUACCGCACUUUUGCCUGGAGUCGUUUGGAGACUGGAUGGGUUUGUGAUAGUGUGGUGUUGUAGAAAUAUUUUCUGGCUUGUGUGCACUGGAUGUUAUUCGUU